AUGGCUCCAUCAAAGAAAGACAAUAUGUCCGCCGCCGAACAGGCAGAAUAUAAUACGUAUGAAACACUUAAUCGUCUGAUUUUUUGGAAGAACGAGCUGAUAUCAGAUGAAAGUCGUCGAAGCAAGGCCUCGGCCGUCAACAAGGCGCGUCGAGAUGUAGGUGACCUCGUUGGUUACGACCAGGUCCCAGAUGCCGUCCGAGACCAGAUGGAUGCUGCUCUCGUUGCAGCCAUCGAGCCGUAUUACACCACCACCUCCUCCUCCCGAGUCGAGGGAGCUCGCACUGCGGGCAUCAAAGCCGCUGCUGCGGUUGCCGGUCUUGACCCCAACCAGCGCGUGUCUCGUCCCUCCUCUGCUGGCCUCGGCGCUGCUCCCGUUGCAGCUGGUCCCUCCUCCGUCGUUCCUCCUCCUCCUCCUCCUCCUCCUCCUCCGGCUGGACCCGCCCCACUCGCCGCCGCACCACCACCACCUCCUCCCACCGGUCCCGUCGUCGAUGUUCCACGUUCUGGCGAAGGUCUCGUCCGAGCCUUCAAUAUUGCCAGCGGUCCGGGCGGAAACUGGGAAGGAUUCGUCGCAGCUUUUGCUACUCAUUUUCCUCCGAACACCGACCGCUUCCUGGUCAUCCUCCAGCUUCGCGCUGCUUUGGGCUUAUUGCCACACCAAACCAGAUAA
Messenger RNA from Hyaloscypha bicolor E, 672 nucleotides. RefSeq lists its product as uncharacterized. The coding region runs from base 1 to 672 and encodes 223 amino acids. The transcript has 10 exons. The record is from RefSeq and is a predicted model, not a curated record. NCBI's taxonomy places the organism in Eukaryota, Fungi, Ascomycota, Leotiomycetes, Helotiales, Hyaloscyphaceae.